This is a messenger RNA of Ornithodoros turicata, 7025 nucleotides long. It is a transcript of the gene Diap2, whose product is annotated as baculoviral IAP repeat-containing protein 7-like. The record is from RefSeq and is a predicted model, not a curated record. Gene Ontology annotation, biological process: positive regulation of protein ubiquitination; negative regulation of apoptotic process; regulation of cell cycle. Gene Ontology annotation, molecular function: cysteine-type endopeptidase inhibitor activity involved in apoptotic process; ubiquitin protein ligase activity. Gene Ontology annotation, cellular component: cytoplasm; nucleus. NCBI's taxonomy places the organism in Eukaryota, Metazoa, Arthropoda, Arachnida, Ixodida, Argasidae. The transcript is spliced from 7 exons. Bases 357 to 1973 code for a protein of 538 amino acids.
AAACGCUUUAAACAACCAAGUCGGUUCUGUUUCACGGAUGAGGGAUAUCUGCCGUGGGCAAACUGCGUGGGCAUCAAAAUCGCACAACACGACAGCCAGAGCCAUAAACGACUCUGACGCUUAGGUUUAGGUUUAGGCUUAGGCCCUUAGGCUUGCCUAAUCGCCUAAUCCCUUUUGAGCUGCAGCGUCGCAGCGUGGCGGCCUCUAGGAGGCGUUGAUGUUGUUGCAGUGCCGUGUCGCAAAGAGAAACGAGGGCGAGUAUUUUGGUGUUUUUCUCAGACCUUCGAAAGGCUGAAAGCCUGAACUUACUGAGUCACAUGCAGGACGAAUUGUAAUCUUAACAGAAGGUCCGCACAAUGCUUGAAACAAUCUCCACUGCCCUUCCCCCGGGCAACAAACACCACCAUAUGGGCAGUAGCACAGUAGAUGGAGGAGAACAAGCCAAGAUGGCACGUAGACCAGCCCACGCUGGUUUGCAGACGCUGGUGCAGGAGCAGCAGCGUCUGCACACUUUCGCCUCGUGGCCUACCAAUGCCCCAAUAGCGGCAAACAAACUGGCACGUGCGGGAUUCUACUACACAGGCCAGGGGCUGCAGACAAAAUGCUUUCAUUGUGGUGUCGAGCAUUCCGGCUGGGUGUUUUCAGACAGCGCCAUGGGAAAGCAUAGGGAGUUGUCUCCAAACUGCGAGUUUGUGCUAAGCAGCUUGGGCGAGAGCAGUGGAGGCUGUUCAGCUGGUGCGCGACGGACUUCUGAGCCAGACCUUGCAUUGAUGCAGAGGUCUGAAGAUGCAAGAUUACAAACAUUUGCAAAUUGGCCGGUUGACUUCCUCCAGCCACGCGAGCUCGCACAAGCAGGGUUUUACUAUUUGCAGCAGGAUGACAUGGUGCGCUGUGCCUUUUGCCAAGGCGUGAUCCAUAACUGGGAACGUGGAGAGGUGCCACUUCGUGAACAUGGCCGCCACUUCCCUUGCUGUCCGUUCCUUCUCAAUCCUUCCAUGCGGUCUUCGAUGGACGUGUGUGGUCGCUUCAGCUCUUUUAACGAGGUGCUGUCGGGACCAGAAAAGAGAGCAAUUGCUUCCCAGGAUAGUGCUCAUGUUCCCCUCACCAGGUUUGGCAUAGCACCGCAUUCUGCACCCAAGCACACAGCUCUGGUAUCACCUGAUGCGCGGCUUCGGUCAUUCGAAGAGUGGCCCUCCGAUGCCCCAGUAAGGCCGCACGACUUGGUUAAAGCAGGCUUCUUCUACAUUGGACUGAACGACUAUACCAAGUGCUUCCACUGUGAUGGUGGACUGUGUAACUGGGAAACUGGGGACGAUCCCUGGGUAGAGCAUGCACGAUGGUUUCCAGGCUGCGAAUUUGUGAGACUCAAUAAGGGUGUUGCCUUCAUCAAGGAGUGCUCGGACAAACAGAAGAGCCACUUUCAAGCGAUUGCAACAACGUUACCUCAGUCGAGCGAAGAUCCCAACAUUGAGUCCGAGAUGGACACGUUGAUGCAGUCUCCGGACGUACUGUUCUAUGUGGAACAGGGAGUGCCGCUUGACAUUCUACGAAACUCACUGCGCGCGCACAUUGCAAGUACCGGCAGGGGUUUCAGCAGCCGGGAGGAGCUCACGCAAGUGCUCAACAGCAUGUUCUCCCUGAAUACAGCCAGGUUAGGGGAUCCAUCAAAUUCCAAGGAAAGUCGUGGCUCACCCGCAAAGGCGACAGCUGACAAGAACACUGUGCAGAUUCAAUGCGAUGAGCAAAGGAAUGGGCGUACAGGUGGAGGAGCAAGCGACACUGAGCGUCUGGAGCUGGAGAACUUGCGUCUGAAGGAUGAAAGGCUUUGCAAGAUAUGCUUGGAUGCUGAAGUGGGGGUUGUGUUUCUGCCUUGUGGCCACCUGGUGGCUUGUCCUGCAUGUGCAGCAUCAGUCAAGGACUGCCCUAUCUGCAGGAAAACUAUCAUGGGCAGUGUCCGGACGUUCCUCUCUUAAAAUGUGUCUGUGGUGGUGCCAUGUGUUGAAAAAGAGCAAAUUGCACUGUUGGAUUGGCUGAAUUUGGAUUAGAUUAGAUUGGAGAAGCUGACUCAUCUGCAUAGAGAAGCAUAGAAAAAGGGGUAACAUACCAGCCAUGCAGAAUGGUCAUUAUGAUGCCUCGUUAUUUCUGUUGUUUCUGUGCCGGGUUUGCUUUAUCCAGCUUAAAGUACAGUUUAUUUAUUGGUAAUUGCUAAUGCAUCACAGAAAAGUAAUGUAGUCUGCUAUAUAGAGAAGCUUUGAGAAUAUAUCUGUACAUGGUUUAUUGGCACCUUGACACAUUCUUGAAGAACAUGCUUUGUGCAGCUAUUCUUGGGUGAGAGCUCUUCUGUACAUUGUUAACCGUCUAGUUUAUUUCCACAUAUAUUGCAACGGGAGGGAUGGAAAUAACCACACGUCUGGAGCGUCACUGUGCUUAUUGGAUGUAAGUGUAUACAUCUGCAUUCUGUUGGGUCUAUGGGCAGCAUGCAGAUAUUUGCGAGGACUUUAAGUAGCAGAAACUUAGUAAUUCAGUGAUACAAUAUUUUUGUACCAGUACACAGAGAUCAUUUGCCACUUGUGUAAUCAUCCAACUGGUGCUGUUACUUGUACAAAGGAAAUGCCAAAGACCUUUCUGAUGCUAUAACAGCCUCCUGUCUGCCUGCCUGAGCUUGUAUCUGUCAUUCUUUUACGUCAACUCUGUUGAACGUUUUCGUGUGUGUUUACUUGUUCUAUUAAUUUCAUGGCCUUAGAUCAAGGCUGUACAUUAGAGGGAAAUUCUUUGGAUAAAGUUGGCCCUCAUUAAGUCUGAAUCACUUGUACUGGAAUGGUGAUGAGCAGUGGUGAACCCAUUAGUUAACCGAAUUCUUAAAAUCUGAUCUAUUUACUCUGCAUAAUUCCUGAAAUUUGAAAGCUGCUCGCAUGUCAGUUAGUUUUGAUAUGACAUGGAAGUGUCGAAAGAGCCAAAUUUGAUAUAAAUCUGCUUCCUUUUGCAGGGAGUUUGUGUUAUAACAUUUUAAGAUGAUUUGUAGGUAAUGUGUGGGUUAUAGGAACAUGAAUCUCGUACCAUGUAACAGUGCAAGCACACAGGGAACAGGGUCUCCCAAAAUAAAUUGAAACCCUAAUGUAAAAAUACUGUACUGUUCUGUACUGCUGAUACUGUAAAAUAUGUAUUUUGUGGUGUAUGACAAGCAUCCAUGCUCUACAACUAGAGCCUGAAGUUUUCGGGAAAUUUUUUGUUUUCUUUUAAUUUGGAGGGGGCGGUAAAAGUUGGGAAAAUAAACAUGUGCUCUAAAUUCAUGCGAAUUCAGGUGGACAAACUUCCAGUAUGCUAAAUUCGGGGAGAAAUCUGGCUCAGUUACUGGUUUGGUAGAAAGGGUGAGGUGAUGUCACUAUAUUUGCUGCCAAACAAGUUAGUGUGCAUUCCUACAGAAGUCUCACUAAGGGCAAUUUGCCGGGUAAAAAUCGGGCUUUCGCCCUGAACGUUCUCUAGUUUUAUACUGACAGUUUCAGAAAACUUCAAGUGGCAGAUAUACAACGUGCAUCGAUGGAUAAUGCAUACCUCCGAGUACUAAUAGAGUGCGGAAACUAAUCUGUAAAUUUGGUCAAUUACAAGUUGUAGCAGAUUUCUGUCUUGCAUUAACAGUGUCAGCAUUUUCACGUGCAUUCAGGAUCACCGACGCCUCGACGGCAUCCUGGGUUCACUUUGCUACCUCGGUAUAGAAGGCAUCUGUCUGCACUUUGUGUGCCUUCUGUCACCCAUUUUCCACAUACCCUAACGUGGAAACUAAUGAUCCACACCUGUGUCAAGCGGUUGGAACAAGGUGUGAGGCUAGAGGACACGCAACAUUUUAGGAACUGCUCCUCCGGGAAAAACUGCUAUGCAUAGUUCUUAGACUAUCUUAGACUAGACUAGCUUCUUAGACUAUCUUACACAUAGAAAGAACUUCGUACGUGUGUCUGGCUGUUUGUCGCAAGCAUAUUACGCUGUACAUGGGGUUCCCUAGGGCUCAAUGCUUGGGCCUCUUUUGUUUAACGUAUUUAUUAACAACUUACGUUUGCUGCUGUUAUGAUACUGCUGUACGCUGAUGAUAUUAAGCUUUACAUGCCUAUAACUUUGAUAAAUCAUUGCCUUAUUCUUCAAAGUGAAACAGGUAAACUUUGUAGACACUAACAAGGUAAAAUUUUGGUGUGGACAAAACGGAGUAAUUUUAAACGCAUCGAAAACAUGUGUAACGUCUUUUACCAGGAAACGUUCUUCCGUUGAUUUCUUGUAUAUGCUGGGGGAUACCCCUUUGAAGAGAUCACUUGUAACUUGCGACCUGGGUGUUUUCAUUGACAGUAAGUUGAAAUUUGUAGAACACGUUAACUAUAUUAUUAGCACAUCUUACUCUGUGCUGGGAUUCAUUUCAAGGGUCACGCGUGGAUUCAGCGAUCCUCAAUGUCUCAUCAGAUUAUAUCGUUCUUUAGUCUUGCCAAAGCUAGAGUACUGCUCUGUUGUAUGGAAUUGUAUUGGAAAUGUUUUGGCAUCGACCAUAGAAAAUGUACAACGCCGAUUUAUCAGAAUUUACUUUGAUAGAUACCUCGGAAGACAAUAUUUUUAUGAGUAUGACAGGAUACUGAGUCAUUGCAAUUUAGAAACGUUGGUUGCGAGACGCAAAAGUCGAGACAUUAUACUUUUGUGCAAAUGCGUUCAUGCCAUUUUCGAUAGCCAGUGUUUGAUCGAGUCAAUUAGUUUUCAUGCACCAAUGAGAACUUUCCGCCAGUGUCGCGUUUUUGAUGUUCCGAGAUUGAGCUCACUAAGUCCUCUGGCCCGUGUGCAGCGUCUAUAAUAAUGAAAUUUGUGACAUUGACGUUUUUGAUUGUACAGUGUUUUACUAAUUCAUGCUCCACUGUUUUGUACUAACCAUUGUACCAUAUUAGAAGGCCAUCGCGCUGUUUAUGGACAAGCUCAUAAAACUAUAAUAAUAAUGCACACAUUAUACAUAGGGAGCGACUUUUUCAGGUUAAACCCGAUUCCGCCCGGUUAUUCCUCCCCGAACUGACCUCUGACCAAUUCGGGUUAAACCCAAUUUCUCCUCGAAUUCCAGUCACUGUGAAAUCCUCAAGUGACGUUUCCACUGAAGACGAACAAAGGUCGCCACGUGUAACACAUGUACGAAUGGGUCACUUACGUGCCCAGCAAUACACCUAUGCCUGUCAACACUGUCUAUGCCUUCGGGGAUCACCGCUGGAAGGUCACGAUCCCGCUAAAAAAAAACAACAAAAACAAAAAAGAGAGAUUAGGAAAGGACUUAAUAGACAAGAGGAGAAACAAAAACACCCGAUAACACCCGAAGGCACAAUUAUCGCCCGAGUUUUCCCCGAAUUACAGAUUUAAAAAUAGCGCCCGAUUUUUACCCCCCCGAAUCUGAGAAAGGCAUUUAACCCGAAAAAGUCGCUCCCGAAUUUUACAGCAGAAAAUAUUCUAAUUGCACGUUUCUAGUUAUUCUGCUUACAUUUAUGUAUACUUGAUUUUGGAAUUGGAACCUUCUUAGAUAGUGUUCAUUGCAUAGAAUUGUAGGUAUUUAGGUGUAGAGCAAAGUAAUACAUGUAAUGCCAACUUUGAAGUUGCACUUGCUACGACACAGCACUUUGAUGUCGUCAGCCAAUUGUAACCAUGUAUGCCAUACGAAGUGCAUGAACUUUAGUGCUUUCAUUGAUUGUAUUCAAAGGUCCAAGCAGGCACCCGUACAUUUUUAGGGAAAAAUUCAGCACAUGAGCAUGCACACACGUUAUGCCAUGCAUGACGACAAGAGGUUUGGGUCAGGAAAACAUUAAAAUUUUGCCUUUUGCAUGUCAGCACUUCAGUGUUUCAUCUGUACAGUCAUAUGCUCGCUCACCCCACAGGCCAAGGCAAUGAAAAAAGUGGAGCGCUGGACAAAGUGUUGUCGUUGCCUCAUGGUAGCUUAGAAAUACCACAUUUCAAGAAUGUUGACACCCUCUAUGGCAUGCCACUAGAAGGUCAUAGGCUUGCUGUAGUUUCACCACCUGUUUUUAAAUUUCUUUCUUGUAUUUGAUCUUUGGAAUUUAGCCCAAUGCAUGGUCCCGUCGGUUGAACUAUCAAAAUGCUGUAGGAAACAAUAGAGGGGAGAGGUGAAUUUGGAUGUGAAAGUUUUAAACAGUAGCAGUGCCUCAGUUGAGAGUCUAUUGUUCAACGUCACCGGACCAGAAGCCUGGCCCACCAAUGUUGGAGCAUUGAAACAUUUGUUCGCUUUGUACAAGUGUUACGCUACAAGUGUCAUACGCUAGUGGUACAAGUCUCCUUCAAUUCCCUACUGUUGUUGAACUGCAAAAGUAUUUGGGGUGUACCUGUGAUGUUGCUAAAGACGAGACUAUCCAAAACGUGAUUGAGGUACGACGUGAUGAGCACAAUGCAACUGCAGUUUACCUGCAAACAUGGCUCUGUGCCACUACAUGGAAUGCCUGCUUUACCAUGAGUGAUGUUAAUGGACAGAAAGCACCUCCAGCGAGAUGAAGCAAAGAGGUUUUGCAGUACGAGAUAUUGUGCCAUUCCAGCCACAGGUACCAGCAUUUCGUACCAAGUACACCACACCGGAUACAUCAAUCCAAGGUACCAGCAUUUUUAAGAGGCAUGACUGUUGUGAAUGGUGUUCAUACAUUAGCAGCGCAACAAAAUAGCUUGCAGAUUCUUAUAAAAAUGUUUUUUAACACUUGCGAGAGAUAACUUCCAAUUCUGUGUGGGUGCUGUUUCCUGUUCGAUUGAAGUGUUUCAAAACAUUUCUGUGCUCCACUGAAAUGAUUUCAUCUGACAUACAAAGUGAAAUCUGCCCACAAUUUUGUACAUUUGCUUCGUCGACAUUUUCUGUACUAUUCGCUGCUGCUCCCACGUUGCACGUAUUUUACUUCAUGACAGUUUUGUAGCUAGAUUUUAACACGUUUAUAUUUUUUCAGUAGCGGGUGUGCAGAAAUGGUGGAACUCUAAUAUGUAUUAUGUAAAGGAAUCUCGUAAUAAAUGGAUAAAUCACUACUGCA